AAGUAAGAACAAAGACCAAAGACUUGGCCUUUUUGCUCUCAGAAAAAGCUUUUACACACCAAAGUCUCAAUCUCUAUCUAAAUAUCUAUCUCAUUUUUUGUUCUGUUUUGCACGUUUUCUUCAAAAAGUUGACUGUUUGAUCGGAAAACAUACACUCACCGCCGGCCGGCGAUCAUCACUCACUCCCAUAUGCUAAACUUAACAUGAAGUUAAACUCUGUUGAUUUAGAUAAUUCCUCCACCGCUUCAGGUGAAGCCAGUGUCAUGUCCUCCGCCGACAACAACCAACCUCCACCGUCGCCGCCUAAAUCCACCGCCAAGAAAAAGAGAAACCUCCCCGGAAUGCCAGAUCCAGAUGCUGAGGUGUUAGCUUUGUCACCCAAAACCCUAAUGGCAACUAAUAGAUUUGUAUGUGAAAUUUGUAAUAAAGGGUUUCAAAGAGAUCAGAAUUUGCAGCUUCAUAGGCGUGGGCAUAAUUUGCCAUGGAAGUUAAGGCAGAGAACUAGUACAGAAGUUAAGAAGAGAGUUUAUGUAUGUCCCGAACCGAGCUGUGUUCAUCACGAUCCGUCGCGGGCUUUAGGUGAUCUUACGGGUAUUAAGAAGCAUUUCUGUAGGAAACAUGGUGAGAAGAAAUGGAAAUGUGAUAAGUGUUCUAAGAAAUAUGCUGUUCAGUCUGAUUGGAAAGCUCAUUCAAAGAUUUGCGGUACGAGAGAGUAUAAAUGCGAUUGCGGAACCUUGUUUUCGAGGAGAGAUAGCUUUAUCACACAUAGAGCUUUUUGUGAUGCUUUAGCAGAAGAGAGUGCUAGAGGUGAACCUACAGUUGCUGCCAAUUCGAAUCCGGAAUCCAAGAAGAAACUGCUCGUUGAUCCGCCGCCACCUCAACAAUCACCUCCGCCGCCACCUCCAGCUCCACCAGCUUUAUCUCAGUCAGCUGGUGGUGUUGCAUCUGCUUCAGUAUCUCCUGCUCAUAGUCCAGAUGUGGUCAUGCCCGCAACAGUUGUAGAAUUGGCACCCGCACAGGCUCCAGCUCCGGCACCUGCGCCAGCUUGUUUAAAUGGAAGCUGUAGCAGCAGCACCAGCUCAAGCAGCAAUGGAAGUACGAGUAGUGGUGUAUUUGCUAGUUUAUUUGCUUCGUCAACUGCAUCCGGUAGCUUACAGCCUCCUCAACCUCCUGCUUUUACGGACCUCAUACGGGCCAUGUCUCACCCUGAGCGUCCAACGGAUCUUGCUCAAACCACUAUGGAGCCAAUUGCUCUUUGUCUCUCAACCAAUCACGGGUCAUCAAUCUUUGGUACAUCAGGACAAGAGCAUAGACAGUAUGGACCUCCGCGUCAACCAGCAAUGUCUGCCACUGCACUAUUACAAAAAGCAGCUCAGAUGGGGCCUGCGGCUACGAAUGCAUCAUUACUUCGUGGUUUGGGGAUUGUGUCGUCUUCUUCUACGUCGUCCUCUCAGCAAGACAAUAUGCCUUGGGGACACAGGCAAGUGGAGCCUGAUAAUAGCUCAGUUACUGCCGCGCUAGGACUUGGCUUACCUUAUGAUGGAGGUUCCGGAUUAAAAGAACUGAUGAUGGCCACUCCUUCUGUCUUUGGUCCUAAGCAAACAACACUCGAUUUUCUUGGAUUGGGAAUGGCAGCCGGUGGAAGCCCAAGCGGUGGCCUGUCGGCUCUAAUUACUUCAAUCAGUAGCGGUCUUGACGUGGCUGCCUCAUUCGGAGGUGGAGAAUAUUCUGGAAAAGACCUUGGAAGGAGUUUAUGACCGCCCACAUCUUUACUUUCGGACAUAAUGUUGUACAUUGGACGUGAUUUCCGGUUUAGCAAAAUCGAUUUGCGGAAGAAACAAGCAUGAAGAUAUACGAAAAUUGCCCUAAUGAAGGUAAGCAUCAGGACAUCCGAAGCAGUCGGAUAUUUUUUUAAAUUAUCGUUCUGCCUUGGUGAUGCAGAGCUGUGAUGUAACAGGGUAUGUAAAACUCGGACAGCCACAUCUUUCUUCACUACGUGGACUCGGUCUAGAUCAGCUGCAGUUUGAUUGAGAUAAACCAUGAGAUUACUUGCAGAUGAAGGUUCAUGAAAAUGAUAAACUGUAAAAAAAUUGUUGCUGUAGGGUUGAAAUCAAAUUGUGUUAGAACUUGUAAGCUGUCUAUAUUCAAAUGUUGCUCCAGCAAUUUGUUUUAAAUUGUUAAUUAAAUGCAUAAUUAUUGUACCA
Messenger RNA from Mercurialis annua (annual mercury), 2204 nucleotides. Its product is annotated as zinc finger protein GAI-ASSOCIATED FACTOR 1-like. Bases 204 to 1757 code for a protein of 517 amino acids. NCBI's taxonomy places the organism in Eukaryota, Viridiplantae, Streptophyta, Magnoliopsida, Malpighiales, Euphorbiaceae. Gene Ontology annotation, molecular function: DNA-binding transcription factor activity. The record is from RefSeq and is a predicted model, not a curated record. The transcript is spliced from 4 exons. Gene Ontology annotation, cellular component: nucleus.